Molecule: messenger RNA, 498 nt
Organism: Linum trigynum
Lineage: Eukaryota; Viridiplantae; Streptophyta; Magnoliopsida; Malpighiales; Linaceae
Source: the annotation of a GenBank genome assembly
AUGAGAAGAAGCUUAUUUCUUCGCAUAGUUGAAGGUGUCAUGAAUCAAGAGCCAUUCUUCCAAAGCAAUCAUGAUACCACAGGCAAAUCAAGUCUCUCACCUCUUCAAAAGUGCACAACAACAAUUAGAAUACUAGCUUAUGGUGUGGCUGCAGAUGCUGUUGAUGAAUACCUGCGAAUUGGUGAGUCCACUACAGCAUUAUGUGUUAAGAAAUUUGUAAGAGCUUUCAAUGUUGUGUUUGGUGAAGAGUACCUAAGGAGUCCCAAUGCUGCUGAUGUCGAACACUUUCUCCAUGUGGGAGAGCAAAGAGGUUUCCCAUACGAGGACGUGAACUUUGAAGUCUCGAUGCCUACAGUUUCUCAAAAUCAUCUCCCGGAGUAUGAUGAGUAUCUUCGGAACCACACAAGGAUUCGUAAUAGGUCAACAAAUAAUCAACUUCAAUCUGAUACGAUAGAAGAGAUAUGGAAUGGAUUCGGAGACGAGGAGUACGAUGAUUAA